This is a messenger RNA of Mercenaria mercenaria, 5022 nucleotides long. RefSeq names its product interaptin-like. Lineage: Eukaryota; Metazoa; Mollusca; Bivalvia; Venerida; Veneridae. The coding region runs from base 192 to 2708 and encodes 838 amino acids. Gene Ontology annotation, cellular component: centrosome. The transcript has 14 exons. The record is from RefSeq and is a predicted model, not a curated record.
UCCAAGGGAGAUAAAUUCCGGAAAUGAACAGAAAGCGCCACCACAAAAACAAAAAUCUUGUUUGUUCUUGAAGAAAGUCUUUGGAGAUAUAUUACGUAUAUUUCAGGUCAGCUUCUUAUCCUUUAGUAUCGAAAAAGGAUGCUAGACUGACAUAAUAGCUGUGUGCCACAGCAACAACUGACCACAGAAGUAUGUCAUGGCGGGGAUCCACAGGACAUCUGGACGCAAAUGUUCCUGACUAUCAGAAGAUGCUACAAGGCCGCUAUCCAUCUUCAGGAUGGAGCAGCACGCAGCCUUCAUUGCCCUCAUACUCCAGCAGGUUUCCGGGAGCGUCAGGUCAUUCGAGCCACUAUAUCAAUCAGCGACACAACACCUCAUCGUUGAGUCGACCAAACUCGCAUAGCAGCUACUCCAAUACUUACCAGCCUUCAAAGUAUGGGCUAGCAGCCGAUUCCAGUUACAAUUCAACAUUAGAUUCUAAUUUUAGAACCGUUCAAGCUGACAAAUCCACUUCGAGACCAGAAAAUGGCUAUAAUGACAGAAAUUACGGGUUUGUCGGCCGCGAGUUUGACCUUGAACCCUAUCGAAGCUCAUCUCAUAGAGGCACUGACUAUUCCAGUGAUUCCGGAAGAGGUCGUACCUCAAGGCAAACAAUGGAUUAUUCUAGUGACAGUGGUAUGAGUUUUAGACAUCAGAGCCGUAAGUUAAGCGAUUUUGAACUUGAGAUUCCUAGUCCCGAUACAUCCCGUAAUCAUUCACGAUCUCAAAACGAUGAACUUUUUAACUCACCAACAAAAAGCCAGUUGCCGGCAUCUGAAUAUCUCGGGUAUAAUGACAAUCAUGCAAUAUUUGAGGAUCAAGGUAAACAUGAACGCUUAGCAGAUUAUCGACAUAUAUCAAAAAGUGAGCCAAAUCUCGACAAAUAUCAGGGUAUCGGAAACGGAAACAAUGUACAUAGCACAGAUGAAGAGGAAUUCAGUCCUCAACAUGAGGAUGAAGCAGAAACUGACGUCAACCAUCAUCUAGAGGAAGAUGUAAGAGCAAACUUUGUGUCACCAGAAAUAUAUCACGGAGAGAUAGGUGAUACAACAUUAGCACAUAGAGAUACCAAGUUGCAUUUAAAGAGAAAUAAAGCUGGUGAUCUGACCCAAUGGCAGCAGAAACAGAGGAAUUCACCAGCACCGGAACAUAGCAGGCUUGUUCUGAAACCUUCAUAUCAUAAUGAGAAACCAUUACGAGAUUAUUCCCCCAGUAUCCAUGACAACCAUCACUCAUAUGACAGCGAUCGUCUUAGACCACAUGACCCACAUGACAUGACAUCACCCCGGCAUCAUGACAUCACGGACAUGAAAUCACACAAUCACCGUCAUUCCAGUGAACAGUUAAACCAUAUUCAAAGUGCAGCAGAUGCCAUUAUCAGGGACAAGGAUGCAAUAAUUGAUGAAAAAGAGGAGAGGAAGGCGAGAAUGCACGGUGAGCUGUUGGAAUUGAAGGACCGUGUUGUUGGACAGGACGAGAUGAUAAAAGAAUUGGAAAAUAAAUUACGCCGUAGCCUCAUGUCAAGGGGAGGUAAUACAGAAGAUUCUGCUACAUUCUCAAAAAUGCAGGAUCUAGAAUUCAGAAAUGCAGAAUUGCGUUCUGAGCUUGCUAAACUAAAACUUCAGAAAGACACAGAAGUUGAAGAUCUUGAAAUCAAACUAGGGUAUUUAUUGGAGAGAGAUGAGGAGGUGGGAGAAUGGAAAAGGAAACAUUUACAGCUCACUAACAACUAUAAGGGUUUGAAGGAGAAAUUAGGAGGUAUGGAGAGGUACCUGGCAGAUCUACCAACUCUCGAAGAAUUCACCAAAAAUGCUGAAGAUCUUGCCACAUGUAAUGAAGAGAAUGAACUGAAGUCUGCCCAGGUAGCUGAACUCGAAGAGAAGUUGAAAGAUACAACACAACAGCUAUCUGAGAGAGAUUCCACCAUACAUGAACUAGAAGGGAAACAGCAGCAGUUAGCCCACAAGAUGAGAGAACUGACUGUAGAGAUAAAGAGGAUCAAAUCCGAGGGAGAGGGAAAAGCUCUCGCUGAGGCUCAGGACGAGCUCGCAGACACCAGGGAAACCAAAGACAGAGCUAUACAUGAUCUAGAAAAGGCUAAAAAGUUACUGGAAGUUAACCACCGGCGUCUCCGUCAGCUUGAAGCAAAGCACCAGACAGAGAUACGACAAGUGCAGGAGAGGUUGGCACAGGAAGAGGAAUCUGUUGUGGCACUGCGGGAGGAAAUACGUCUCAAGGAAGAGCAAGUUGCCAAGCUGAAAAGAUCUAUAAAAGAUUUUGCGAACAAGAAUCAGGAUCUAAUGGAUGAAACUCUAGUGUUGAGAGAGCAGCUGAAACAGUUUGAGCAGACGUCAGAGGACGAGAACCAGAAGUUGCAGAGACGGUUUGUACGAGAGAUGAGUUUCUGCUUCUCUGAGUUACAAUCACUGGUACAGAUCUGUGUGCAGCAAGCAGAAGGGAAAGACCCAAAUAUUUCACUACUGUUAGGAACUAGGGCAUCACUAGAUGAGGAAGGAGCAACAGGAUGCGUUGGCGGGGACGAGCAAUCGCUGAAACACUGGUUCUCUAAACUGAAGGAACUAAGAUCUGAGGUAGAGAAAGUACGCAACAUGAUGUGUAACAAAUAUGCCAAAGAGAUGGGGGAUAAUCUCAACUGUGCUACACAGUAACAUCAUGUGUACUUUAUAUGCCAGAGAUACCAACAUAAUCUUAACUGUGCUACACAGUAACAUUUAUUGUAAUAUCUAUGCCAGGGACAUCAGCAUAAUCUCACCUGUGUUACACAGUAACAGGGUGUGUAACAAAUAUGCCAAAGAUGCUGGCAUAAUCUUAACUAUGCUACACAGUAACAUAAUUAGUAAAAGCCAAAGAUUGUAGUAUCGCAAUUAUGUUACAAAGUAACAUGACGUUUAACAAAUUGGCCUUAAAUGUUGUUGAAAAUCUCGUCUCAUAUGCAUUGAACAAAUUUGCAUAGUAUGUAGAAAACAUGAUGAAUACAAACAAAAAAGAGCCACUCAUGUGUUUCACUGCUGCUUCAAAUGCAUAAACAGUUGUACAUAAUUUAAUUAUAACGCUGCAAGUACAGUCUGUCCUUAAUGGUGUAAAUAUAUAAUUAAAGUGUUAAAGAUAUUAGAAAAAGCUAUUACAAUGCAGAAAUUUAGAGGAAGAAAUAUGUUAGCUCUUUUAUCAUAGAAUGUCAGAAUUUGAAUUCUGUAUAAACAUAUGUACAUCAAGAAAUAUUUAAAAUCUUCAAUUGAAAUACAUGUAUACAUAUGAAACUAUUAUUCAGGGUCAGCAAUUUUCUAAGUCAUUUUAUGGCCUAAGUAACUUUGCAGUUUUUUUGUCUGGAACAUGCAUAUCGUGUGUAAGAGUGGUAUAUUUUUUUAUACAAGUUUAAAAAUGGAAUUGGCCUAUUUUGUAAGAAGAUACGACAACUUUGUUACAGAACAUAACUUCUGUAUUUGCUUCCUUAUUUUUGUACAGAUUUCAAGGAGGAGUUAACCUUUAGCCUGCUGGCAGCAAGUGAUUCUGCCUUUGCGACCAGUGCAGACCAAGGUCAGCCUGCACCUCUGUGCAGGCUGAUCGUGGUCUGCUCUGCUCGCUAUUCAGUUAGUAAAUUUUCAGUGAACAUCCCUUCAAAUGAUAAAUGGUACUGCCCAAUUUAAAUAAUAGACCAGUCCAUUUUAGAAAUUUAGCAGGCUAAAGGUUAAGAGAGCAGUCUCAGAAUGCCAUCUUGCCAUUUGUCAGUUUGAGAAAAACUUUGCUCAAAAAUAGUGUGGAGAUUUUAGACUGAACUCCAAAUUCAGCUGUUUGUUAGCUUUGGAUCCAGGAUUCAGUCAUAAAAUUUGAUUGGAGACCAGUCAAGAAACUCUAAUAUCUGAUUGGUUGAUUCUGAGUACAAUUUUGAAAUUGACCAAUGAAAGCAUUGCAUUCUGAGACUGGUUUUUCAUCUAAGUUUUGUAACCUCAGACACUCAGAAGUGGAAUGUCUCGCUGAGGCAACAAAAUGUUGUAUUAAUUGUGAAUCCACUAAAAUGCAUUUUUUUCUCAUUUUGAAGUAUUCUUCUGCAAGAAUCUAAGCAUCUAUAUAAGUGCAGUAGGAUAUUUCGAAAUUGCAAUAUUUUAUAUCUUCAUAGUCAUUCCUCCAUUUAUUGUAGUUGAUAUUGAGAAAUCCUGUGCCAAAUAUUUAUGAUUUAUACCUCUAAUGGAUUAAUACAGAGUAAUAUUUAUUUGAACAUUCUCUUUAAACAUCAUUUUGUAUUUAUGUUGCAAUUAUUAUCUUACAAACUCUAGCCAUAAAACAAUAAUAAGUGAAUUUUAGUUAUAAACUUUAAACAUUUUUUAAAAUCUGAAUAAGCAAAUGGUUAUACUUCCAGAAGUACACACAAUUACUUUUUGGUUUUUAGAAAAAUGGUAAUUUCAUGUAAUAACUUUUGAAACCAGAUUUUUUUAUUAUUUAAUCUUUGUGUUUCAAGCCAGUAACAUUUGCAAAUCUUCUUAAAGGGGCAUGCCACCUUUGUCACUUUUUUCUCUGGAAAUUUAGAAAAGUGCUAGCAUUAGCUGGUAAUACUAAAAUAGAAGGAAAUUUAGCUGUAAUUUGCAUAAUGGUCAUAUUACAUCUUACGUAAUAAAGACUUUAAAAUGUUAGAUUUUAAGCCACUUUUAAAAUGUUUUAAAAUUUUAAUGUUCAUCUGGUUGCUUGCCCCUUUAAAAGUAAUGUAGCUUUAAUGCGUCUGCUGUUCAGUAAUAGAUUUGAUGGAGACACAUUAUCUAAAUGCAAGCAAACGUUUUAAUUUAAAAUCUUAUAAAAUUUUUGAUGUUUACUUAGACAAAGUUAAUGUGUUUUUCCAUUUUAUCCAAUUGCAAAAAUAACAGUUUACUGAAUUCUAUGUACUUUCAUUUGGCAUAUCCUGUAUCUAUCCGCCUAAAUUGUAAGAACAUUAAAAUGUUACGUUUCUUUCUUAUAUGUUUAUCAAAGGAAAGU